Canis lupus familiaris (dog) is the source of this 9332-nucleotide messenger RNA. RefSeq names its product forkhead box K1 (gene FOXK1). Gene Ontology annotation, biological process: regulation of transcription by RNA polymerase II. Lineage: Eukaryota; Metazoa; Chordata; Mammalia; Carnivora; Canidae. Bases 1 to 2229 code for a protein of 742 amino acids. Gene Ontology annotation, molecular function: protein binding; DNA-binding transcription factor activity, RNA polymerase II-specific; RNA polymerase II cis-regulatory region sequence-specific DNA binding. The transcript is spliced from 9 exons. The record is from RefSeq and is a predicted model, not a curated record.
AUGGCCGAAGUCGGCGAGGACAGCGGGGCCCGCGCCCUGCUGGCGCUGCGCUCGGCGCCCUGCAGCCCCGUGCUGUGCGCCGCCGCCGCCGCCGCCGCCGCCUUCCCCGCCGCCGCCGCCCCCGCGGCCCCCGCGCCGCCCGGGCCCGCCGCCCCGUCGCCGCCGCCGCCCGCCCAGCCCCCGCCGCCGCCGCCGCCGCCGCCGCCGCCGCCGCUGCCGGGCGCGAUCGCGGGGGCCGCGGGGGCCGCGGGGGGCGCGGGGGGCGCGGCGGCGGCGGGCCCGGGCGGCGCGGGGGCGGCGGGGGACGCCCUGGUGGCCGCGGCGGCCGCCUCGGUGCGCCGGAGCCCCGGGCCCGCGCUGGCGCGCCUCGAGGGCCGCGAGUUCGAGUUCCUCAUGCGGCAGCCCAGCGUCACCAUCGGCCGCAACUCGUCGCAGGGCUCGGUGGACCUGAGCAUGGGCCUGUCGAGCUUCAUCUCCCGGCGCCACCUGCAGCUCAGCUUCCAGGAGCCGCACUUCUAUCUGCGCUGCCUCGGCAAGAACGGAGUCUUCGUGGACGGGGCCUUCCAGCGGCGCGGCGCGCCCGCCCUGCAGCUGCCCAAACAGUGCACUUUUCGGUUCCCCAGCACGGCCAUAAAGAUCCAGUUCACAUCACUAUACCGUCAGGAGGAAGCCCCGGCGUCUCCCCUCCGGCCCCUCUACCCGCAGAUCUCCCCUCUGAAGAUUCACAUUCCGGAGCCGGAUCUCCGCAGCUUGGUCAGCCCCAUCCCGUCCCCAACUGGCACCAUCAGUGUUCCCAACUCCUGCCCGGCCAGUCCACGUGGAGCCGGGUCAUCCGGUUACCGCUUUGUUCAGAAUGUGACCUCAGACCUGCAGCUGGCAGCAGAGUUUGCAGCAAAGGCCGCCUCAGAGCAGCAGGCAGACACGUCUGGAGGGGACAGCCCUAAGGACGAGUCGAAGCCACCGUACUCCUACGCUCAGCUGAUCGUGCAGGCCAUCUCGUCCGCGCAGGACAGGCAGCUAACACUAAGCGGGAUCUACGCCCACAUCACCAAGCAUUACCCUUACUACCGGACAGCUGACAAAGGCUGGCAGAAUUCGAUCCGACACAACCUCUCCUUGAACCGUUACUUUAUUAAAGUCCCUCGUUCCCAGGAGGAGCCUGGGAAGGGGUCUUUUUGGCGAAUAGACCCUGCCUCAGAAGCUAAGCUCGUGGAACAGGCAUUCCGAAAACGGAGGCAGAGGGGUGUCUCCUGCUUCCGCACCCCCUUUGGGCCUCUGUCGUCCAGGAGUGCUCCAGCUUCACCCACUCACCCUGGGCUAAUGUCCCCUCGUUCUAGUGGCCUGCAGACCCCAGAGUGCCUGUCUCGAGAGGGCUCACCCAUUCCACACGACCCUGACUUUGGGUCAAAGUUAGCUUCCGUUCCAGAGUAUCGGUAUUCCCAAAGUGCACCUGGCUCUCCGGUCAGUGCCCAACCAGUGAUCAUGGCUGUGCCUCCUCGACCACCCAGCUUGGUGGCGAAGCCCGUGGCCUACAUGCCAGCGUCCAUAGUGACAGCACAGCAGCCAGCAGGCCACGCCAUCCACGUCGUGCAGCAGGCUCCCCCUGUCACCAUGCUCAGGGUGGUCACCACCUCCGCCAACUCUGCCAAUGGGUACAUCCUCGCCAGCCAGGCCUCAUCAGGGGCUGCCCAUGAAGCGGCGGGCACAGCUGUGCUGGACCUGGGCAGUGAGGCCAGAGGCCUGGAAGAGAAGCCCACCAUCGCGUUCGCCACCAUCCCUGCUGCCAGCCGCGUCAUCCAGACCGUGGCCAGCCAGAUGGCCCCAGGGGUCCCUGGACAUACGGUCACCAUUCUGCAGCCGGCCACACCAGUGACCAUUGGGCAGCACCACCUCCCUGUCCGGGCCGUCACUCAAAACGGGAAGCAUGCGGUCCCCACGAACAGUUUAGCUGGCAGCACUUACGCCCUCACGAGCCCCUUGCAGCUCCUGGCGGCCCAGGCUAGUUCAUCCACGCCAGUGGUGGUCACACGGGUGUGCGAGGUGGGGCCUGAGGAGCCGGCAGCGGCAGCCGCCACCCCAGCAACCCCAGCCACAGCUGCCACCUCUGCCUCUUCCACCGGGGAGCCCGAGGUCAAAAGGUCGCGUGUGGAGGAGCCCAGUGGGACUGUGACGGCGCAGGCCGGGGUGAUUGCAGCUGCUGGCCCGCAGGGACCGGGAACCGGGGAGUGAAGUCGCCUGCGAGUGGGCCGAGUGGGAUGCUCGCCAAAAGGGAUUCUGGAGCCGGGCCCUGACCGCUGGCCUCCUGCCACCUGGGGACCGCAACGAGGAGGCUCCAUGCUGACCUGCGCACGUGCCAAGCGGACAGGACGGCCUCCACCUGCCUGCACCCGGACACACUCGUCCUCCUUGUUCUGUCUCCUGCCCCUGCUGUGGUUUAAAACAAAACACAUAAACAAGUUCAGACAGCUGAUUGUAUGAUUCAGGAAUGCUUGUUUUUAUUUUCCUUCUCCCUUACACCGUUUUCUCUCCCAGGCCUGUGGUCCAGCACUGGAUCACAGGCCAACCGGGCCAUGAGCAGAGGCAAGGCUUCCGGAGCAGCCUUCACCCCCACCCCCACCCCCAGAGGACAGACGGAGCCGCGGCGAGGCACAGAGGCCGUGCAUGGGAGGGCCGGCAGGGGGCAUGAGUCCUGUCUGCGGCAGAGCGGGAGGAGGCAGGAGAGAGGCAGGAACUGCCAAAGCUCAGACUGUCUUGUGGGGUUUUCGCCCUAAAAUAGUGACAUAGAAGUCUCGGCAUUAAUCGGGGGGGGCGGGAGCUCUGGUUUGGCUUUGGACCCCAAGUACUUCUUGUUUUGUUGAAACAAAUUGAGGCUUAAUCAUAAACCUGAGAUGGAAACACAGAAGGCAACAUGUAUUUGUGAGGUCAGCACCUAUGGGCAGUUUACCAGCUGUAUGUCUGGGCUGCUUACUGGCAUUAAUCCCGUGAAGAGCUGGUGAUGCCGCUCUGUCUGCUAACUUCAAGAAAGAUUGACGGCCACCUGGAUUGGUGUUCGGGGCAGAAAGUCGUCUGGGUGAGGAGCGGCAGUCCCUGGUCCAGAGGCUCCAAAACCAGGAAUCGGCGAGCCCGGCGUCCUCUGCAGGCCUGAGGCCCCGGUGCCUGAAUGCCGUGGGAUGCGCAGCAGUGGCGUAGGCCUCUCCCACCACCGUUGUCACCAAGUCACACUUGCUUUACUGCCCAACACAUACCUCCUGCUAUAAGUCACAUCGUCUCCUGCUCCUGCAGCACCAGUCCUCUGGUAAGCAGUGGCCGCGCCACCCCUGCGUUCAGCUCCUGAUGACUCCAUUGGUCUUCCCUGCAACCUGGCCACGUGACCCGGCGAGUGACACCAGCUCCCCCAGGGAAGGACCCCAGCUCCCCCAGGGAAGGACCCCUGCACUUGUAGAUGCCCCAUGCUGCUGGAGCUGUCAGCAGAGCAGGUGAGCCCACACUGCCUGAUUAUUAGCCCUGUUUGGGAUCCAGAUUAUAGUUCUUCAGCUCCUCUUGGAGAACAUUCUCAGGAAAUGUUAAGCACGUCUGUGAAAAGUGACUUUAAAUUUGGCUGCCACGCUGGCAUCUGGCAUCAAUUUUUCUGGCAAUGGACACUGCCUGAAACGGCAGCCACAGGCCCUGCACAGAAGUCCAGCAGGGAUGGUUUUUCUUCCUGAAAGUAGCCUGUCCUCAGCAUUAGUCUCCCACCGACCAAGCUGCCUGCCCCCCACUGUGCCCUGAUGUCAGCACCCGAAAGAGUGCAGCCCCCUUAAAGCUCCCAAGAGGAGGAGUGGGCCUCAAUGAUCAGGUCAGGUACUGGCUCAGAACGAAAGGGAAACUGUGGAACACAAUUUCGAGGCCGUUUGGGCAGGAUUGGCUGAUGCAAACUUGCCCUGGCGACAGCCAGAGCUCAUCGGAGGCCAGGGUGGGUGUGACCAGACGAGUCUUGCUGCCACAGUCGUCAGGGUGUCCAUUGCUGGGGACAAGUGCAGAGUGGCCUCCUGCCCAGCCCAGGGCAAGGCCUGUACUGGUGUUCCUCAGGCCCCAAACCAGUCGUUUCUAUGGCACCCAACUUUAAGUGGGAAAAGAGCUCUUCUGUGAAGUCCAUACCUGUUGCCUUCAGUGACGUUGGCCGUCCUUGGGGAUGAGAAAUCUCACUCUGUUCCACGUCAAUGUUUUCUGUUCUAGCAACUCUAUCCUUUGCAUCAGCUGCUGUGUGCGUGAGAGGGCGAGUGGCUGGGCGGAUGCAGUGGCACGCACAGAGGUUUUUUGGCUCCUUGCCAAGGGCCUCACCUUUGAGGGUCUGACCCUGGGGCCUGUUGCUUUUUCCCUCCCACCGUCAUCGUUUACAGGGUCCUUUCGGAGGGGCGUUGCCCAGGGUUUGUCUCCAUAGGAAAGCUGGCGCCCUCUGCAGAGAACACAGGACAGUUGGCUGCCAGAAACAUGUCAGGGCCUCACCUGAUUGGGUCAGUCUGGCACUGACCCUUUGCUCUCCCAACUUUGAGGUGUUUUGGUUUCUGCUCGUUUUUGGUGAUGGUUCUGCUCUCUAUUCGGGUGGUGGUUCCAGGAGAAGCGGGUACAGGGAGGUCUGGAUGUCGGCUGGUGGUACUCUGCCCCAUGGAGAGCUUGUGCCUUGUUAGCUCCUGCUGGGACCAAGAAGGGGACCCUGUGGGAUCAGCUCAGGCUGGGUGCAGGGCGGGGAGGGGGGUGGAGAGGGGCUGGGCCUUGCGGGAAUGGCCACCCUGUGUUCACAGCGCGCUUCUGGAUGGGGCCAGGGUCAUCUGACCAGAUAGCAGGCCCGGUUUGUGCCACCACUUGUCCUGGGACUGGUAGCCAAAGGCCCAGGGUGGCCCAUGCCUCAGGGAGAUGCACCUCACAGCAGAAAGGGCUGUGCCCCAGAGCUGGCCAGGGGAUGGUCUCCUCCAAACUGGAACCAAGAGGCCAGCCGUGACCAAAGAAUUGCAGCCCUCAGAUUCUGGAUUAUAGAGGGUGUGCCAACCCCCGCCGAGAUUAGAACAAGUGGAAAUAGGUCCACUCUGGCACAAUGCUGGUGUCACUGUGGCCCCAGAGGCCCGAGAACCUUCUCUUUGAUCACCAAGGGGCUCACGUGUGUGAAGAGGUCAGCUAGGCCCAAGUGUGCGGCUUUGAGAGGGGCUCACCUUCUCCUGCGCUGUGACCCAGGGUAUGCAGGCCCUCUCCACCCGGCUCCCAGGUACCUCUUCUCUCUCUCCUGCUUACCUGUCACCAUGUUUAGCAGCACCAGGUACAGGAAAACACCCUCCCUAUGUAGGAAGGAAGUCACAAAAGUAAUUACUUUUCAGUAGUUGAGCGUUUUCCACCAAGACAGUCUGGUCUGGUGUUGGGAGGCAGAGGGUUGGUAACCAGAGCUCACCGCUGGUGUCCCAGGGCCCAGUGGGUGCAGCAGUGUGGGACACAGCUCCUGGCACCCAGGGUGGAUCUCACAAGCUGUCCACAUCUUUGUUCCACACUGACGCCCUCCGAGGUGAUGCACACCAGCGUCUGCUGAGGACAGGCCAGUACAGCGCUGCUAGGAAUCAAACACACUGUCCUUUUUCCACUUUCUUGGUAAAUUCUUACAGAUUGUGGAGCUUGCAUCCCAUGGUGAGGUUUGACGUGUCCCAGAACAGCCCAUUGUCUUGGCACACAGCCUUGCCCCAUGCUCUGAGGACGACAGGACCGAUCACUGGGUCCACCGUGCAGCGCAGCACGAGGCCAGUGCCGGGGAACAGGGUCCGUGUGCCUACUGUCUCGCCUGUCAGCUUUCCGUUCUCCGUCGGGUGGGUUCAUGUUUGAGGGCUACUGUUUGUCUUUUUCUUUGUUUAAGAACCGGGCCAAGUUGAGAAGAUGAGAAAGGCUUUCUGGGUUGAUAAAAUGAGUAUUCUGUGAUUCUCAAAGUAGGAGAGAAUAGUUCAGGGCCAGGGGUGUCGCCAUGGCUGGAAGGUGGGGGUUCCACCUUGCCCCAGGCAGCCUGACCCCAAAGGGUUCCGUGGGGACCUCCUGGUCCCUUUUCUGCUCCUCACUGGGGCUGGUGGAGGAUUGGCUUGAGCCCACGAGCAUCACUGGGUCAGUCUCUCCCUGCCUCUGAGGACAGGUGUUCAUGGAGCAUUCAGAGGGCUCCAUCCUCUCCAGAGGGAGCAACACAAGUCCCCUCUGCAGAAACCCUCUUGUGAGCCAUUCAGAGUUGAGAAGAAAGAGCAGGCUUGCCUUUGGCCUUGAGAUCAGUUUCUUAAUAGAACAAAAACUAGGCCUCACGUGAAGGAAGGAGCACCUAGUUGAAUGUGAGAAAGCAUCAGAGAGGAAACAACAUCCCCUGAGUUCUUGGAGCACAGAAGUCAGUCCAGUGGGUGCGGGUCGGGAUGUGCUGUUCUCCAAAUGCCACAGAUUCUACUUUGCCCUUGAGCUACUGUGUGUGGGAUGUGGGAUGUGGGAUGUCAUGGGAGCCCAGGGCCCAGCCCUGCGCCUCAGGGAGGAAGGAUGUAAGGUCCCCGGCAAGGGCUCCUGUCUCCGGGCAAGUACGUAGUGAGUGUGCUGCUCAUUCUAGAAUCAGGCUGUGAGGCUGUGCCUGUGACAGGAGCCAGGGCUGCGAGGUGGAAGGCCCGGGCAGCAGGUGUGCUGCAGGCUGGCAGCCCCCAACCACAGUCCCAUUGCCAGCGUGACCUAAAGGAGAGGACGUUUCCCAUAACCCCUCACAAGUCGCCCGUAUGAUACCUCUGCUUCGGAGCAAUAGUAACAGUGCUUGCUGAGAGUUUAAGUUAUUCAGAUGCACCGCUGCGGCGGGGCCGCCACAGGUGUGGGCGCGGACGUCCCCUGCCCAGUUUCUGUCCAUUGUUUUCAAGUUGUUUCCCCUCUUAUAAAGCCUUUUCAUUUUGAGUCCUUUCCCAAGGCCUCGAUUCUCGCAUGAGGUUUUAAAUGCUCAGGACCCGGCUGGGUGGGUGCAGGGCGUCUGCGGGAGCCCCGGUGGGCAUGGGCAGCCAGUGGCGCCAAGAGUGGGCCAUGGCCUGGGUCGGGGUGGCCACCACCUCCGCUGUCCUGGUGUCGAGAUGGGACUUUGUGAUGCAGCCAUGAGCAUGUCCUCCGAAUUGAUGUACAACAGGCCCACCGCACAGACUGUGUUUAAGGAACAUUGUUUUGUUCCUGGCUACCCUACAGCCCGCAGGAGCCGCCAGCCCGGGCCACCAGCCGAGCAGGACCGUCCCUGCCAAGGUGCUCAGGUGCUCAGGGGCCCAGGCUCACCGCAGUGCAGCCCCACAUCAGCACCACAACCUGGGCGGUGAGCACAGAGGUGUUGGGAGCCAGGCCUGCAGUGUGGGGCGGGGCGGAGGGGGCGGGCACAAUGGGGUUGCUGCCUAGACCAGCUUCCCCCCACACCCCAGGGUGGGGGGUGGGAAAGUUCUCAGGAGUACAAGGCAACUACAAGGAGGUGGGAAGUCCGAAGGAUUGCUGCUCAGAGCUUGAUGGGCCUGUGCCUCCAGCGUGGCAGUGAUACGUCUACCCAUCUGGACCGGCUGCUUUGGCCCUGAGAUGCAGGCCUUGUCCCUGGGAUGCUGGAGCCCAGCCAGUUAGUGACAGUGGCCCUCCUAUAGUCAGCCACAGCCAGGACUUCCACAGAAGCUCUGCCUACCAUCAGGGCCUGGCGUUUGCACUGCAUUUUUACACAGGACUGAAAUGAAAAUCUUUUCGGAAUUAGUGAGACUUGGGAUCCUGUUUCUUCGUUCUCCUAACCCCUAGUUUUGGCCCUCGCCACUUCAGCCAAGAGUGAGCAGAACAUCUCUGUUUCUAAGGAGAAACCCCACAAAGCACUUCAUCUAGUCCUGGCACCUACUUGUCAUUGAGGCUCACUUGGGAGGUGUGAGCAGCAGGAACCAGGGAGCCAGCGGGGGUGGCCAUCUGCACGGGGGUGACCUCCUGCAGCCCCUAGUCUCCCACCUGCUUCUCGGGCAGGAGAGUCUCCACAUGGCUCUCUCCUCUUUGUUCCAACCAUUAUUUUAAGAGUCAAAUACAAGUGGAAGAAUUCUGGCUUAUCUAUUCAAGAAUCUUUUCUGGAACAGUUUGCUCAUUUGAUUCAUCUAAAUAUUUAUUGAUGGCUUACUCUGUGUCAGAAAUAGUGAAAAGUGCCCAGCAGGGGGGCAGGCCUGGGAGGGAGGUGGCCCCACUGCUGGGGCAUGUCCCCGAGUCACGAGGCACAUGCCGACCUGUCCCCUAAAUGCUGAGCGAGCUGGCUGGGCUGGAAUGAGGCCUGGGACUCUGAGGUGAGUUUUCUGCACAUGAAGGUAACUGGUGUGGAGGAUGUUAGACUGGGCCUGUGGCCUUUUAAGUUCUUAGCCUCUGAGUUUCUGCUAACUGACCCACCACAUCUUUUUUUUUUUUUUUUUUUUAAUCCAUUAAAAUGGGAUUUAAAAUCAAACAUUUAAAAUUUGGCCAUUCCCUGCUUCCCUGCCAGCUUCCUUUCCAGAAGGCUUUCUGGAUACCCAUACACUUAAUUUACAUGGCUCAGUCUGUAUUUCAGGAUGGGGGUCAGGGAGGAGAGAGACAGAAGUGUGCCCCCGACUCCCACCUGGGUCGGCCGAGUUCAGCCCCAUUGAGCUGUGCAUGUCCCGCAAACCCUCGUGCCCCAGAGGUCGGCCCACGUGAGAAGGGAUUGAACCAGUACUGAGAUUUUUUUUUUCCUUACCUGCCGGUAAUUCUCCUGUAAAGAUAAUUUGGGGGGCGGGUGUUAGGGGUGCGUGUGUGUGCGCGUGUGAGAGCGUUUUUUUUUUGUUUUUUUUUUUUUUACAGUGGCUGUCUAAAGUAUUUUCCACAGUACGUGUAAUAAUCAGUGCUUUAAAAGCGGUGGUACCCCAUACAGUGGAAACCAGCGCACGGGAUUGGAGGCCCCACCGUGUUGCAGGCUCCUGCCCCCUGUGCGUGCGUCAGUCUCCGGGAAGCCCAAGGGGACCCAGACGCCCCCACAGGUGGCAGGGAGCCAGCGGUCCCAUCCCCAGAAAGAUGAGAGGCCCCAUAGCAGCUGGGCCCGCCUGUGUUUUCAUUUCAAAUGGGAUACAGUAUUUUUUUAAUGAGGAGCCAUACUUUUUUUUAAAAGUUUGAGAUCUGAAUGUGAUUUCUAAUUGUAUCAGACGUUAAUGUUUUAAAGCUAUAACAAAGUUUAAAAUUUCUACUUUUUGUUUUUCAUUUAUUUUAACUGUUCUUUUAUCUAUUAAAUUGUCGUAUGUGGAUGGGGAAGUUCUGUUUCUCCUCUUAGCAUUUGUUUCUAUAACCAGAAAUAAAAUUAUAUAUUACAGAAAUGA